AUGGCCGCCACGCCGCCCAAGGACUACCGUCGGGAGAUAGACGCGGUGUACCCCGAGCCGCUGUCCCGCCUGAGCCGCGUCGUGGAGACUCAUCCGCACUCGUACAAGCGGGCGGUCAAGAAAAAGAUGAACCGCUCAGGACGCUUCAGGACCACGCCGGUGACCUUCGACGAGAUAAAGGAGGUGGACGAGGAAAGCGAGGGCACAGGCGAGGACACAGAGACCAGCGCCGCGGCCUCGUCACGCUCCGAACACGACCUCCGGCAGCAGUUCGAGAGGUUCUUGGAGCGGAUGGACAGGAGGCGCCCCCAUCCCCCGCGCCUCCAGCAGGGCCUGACGGAGUUGAUGGUGCCCAGGGAGAUGUCGCCGCUCACCAUUCCCGAAGACGACUUCCCCAAGAACUACAGUCGGAAGGCCAGACCAUCCAUAUGAGGCGUCCCGUAGGCUGUUGGCUGGACCCUUCGGCGCUUAGCCACAACUCGGCCCGCUGUGGUGCUUCUGGUCUUGGUCUGGGCCUUCGUCUCUCCUCCCAGCCACUCCUUGCCGAUGCUAACGCUCCUGAAGACU
Eriocheir sinensis (Chinese mitten crab) is the source of this 567-nucleotide messenger RNA. RefSeq lists its product as uncharacterized. The transcript has 3 exons. The record is from RefSeq and is a predicted model, not a curated record. NCBI's taxonomy places the organism in Eukaryota, Metazoa, Arthropoda, Malacostraca, Decapoda, Varunidae. Bases 1 to 432 code for a protein of 143 amino acids.